CUAAUUGUGCGAAUUGAUGAUUUUCCAGGUAUUAGCUUUAUUUGAAGAGCACGAGGAUGCGUUCACGGCCUUCGUCGAGCCCUUCGUCAUUUUGCUCAUUCUUAUUGCCAACGCCGUGGUCGGUGUGUGGCAAGAACGCAAUGCCGAGUCUGCGAUCGAAGCGUUGAAAGAGUACGAGCCCGAGAUGGGCAAGGUUUUGCGAUCGGACAAAUCCGGUGUCCAGAGGAUUCGUGCCAAGGAGAUUGUACCCGGGGACAUAGUUGAGGUGUCCGUCGGUGAUAAAAUUCCGGCCGAUAUCCGUUUAACCAAGAUCUACUCGACCACCCUCAGGAUCGAUCAGUCUAUCCUGACUGGUGAAUCUGUCUCGGUGAUCAAGCAUACGGAUCCUGUGCCUGACCCACGUGCCGUCAAUCAGGAUAAAAAGAACAUCUUGUUCUCCGGUACUAACGUAGCUGCGGGUAAAGCUCGCGGUGUCGUUAUUGGAACUGGAUUAAACACCGCCAUUGGUAAAAUUCGUACCGAGAUGUCCGAGACCGAAGAAAUCAAAACGCCGUUGCAACAGAAAUUGGACGAAUUUGGCGAGCAAUUGUCGAAAGUUAUCUCUGUGAUCUGCGUCGCCGUCUGGGCUAUCAACAUUGGACACUUCAACGAUCCUGCUCACGGUGGAUCCUGGAUCAAAGGAGCCAUCUACUAUUUCAAGAUUGCCGUUGCUCUCGCUGUAGCCGCCAUCCCCGAAGGUUUGCCGGCUGUAAUUACCACUUGUUUGGCUUUGGGUACCCGCCGUAUGGCAAAGAAGAACGCCAUCGUGCGAUCCUUGCCAUCUGUUGAAACCCUGGGUUGUACUUCUGUCAUUUGCUCGGACAAGACUGGUACCUUGACUACAAAUCAGAUGUCUGUUAGCCGAAUGUUUAUCUUCGACAAAAUCGAGGGCAACGACAGCAGCUUCCACGAAUUCGAGAUCACCGGCUCGACUUAUGAACCAGUGGGUGAGGUCUUUUUGAGGGGCAAGAAGAUCCGUGGUCAAGAUUAUGAAACUCUUCAUGAGAUCGGUACCAUCUGUAUCAUGUGCAACGAUUCCGCCAUUGAUUUCAACGAAUUCAAACAAGCAUUUGAGAAGGUCGGCGAGGCAACGGAGACUGCUCUUAUCGUUCUUGCAGAAAAGAUCAAUCCGUACGGUGUUUCCAAGAGUGGAUUAGACAGGCGUAAUACAGCCAUCGUUGUCAGACAAGACAUAGAGACAAAAUGGAAGAAAGAAUUCACUUUGGAGUUCUCUCGAGAUCGUAAAUCUAUGUCUUCUUACUGUUCGCCUUUGAAACCAACUAAAUUGGGUACCGGGCCAAAACUGUUCGUUAAGGGCGCCCCAGAAGGUGUUUUGGACAGAUGCACGCAUGCUCGUGUAGGAUCUAACAAGGUUCCUCUUACAUCUACUUUGAAGAACCGUAUCUUGGAUUUGACUCGCCAAUACGGUACUGGCCGAGACACUUUGCGUUGUCUUGCUCUUGCCACUGCUGACCAUCCAAUGAAGCCUGACGAAAUGGAUCUUGGCGAUUCCAGCAAGUUCUACACGUAUGAGAAGGACCUCACCUUUAUUGGUGUUGUUGGCAUGCUUGAUCCACCUCGCAAGGAAGUAUUCGACUCCAUUGUCAGGUGUCGUGCAGCUGGUAUCCGUGUUAUUGUCAUUACCGGAGACAACAAGGCCACCGCUGAAGCUAUCUGCAGACGAAUCGGUGUGUUCGGUGAAGACGAAGACACGACUGGAAAGUCAUAUUCUGGACGCGAGUUCGAUGAUCUUCCUGCUUCGGAACAGAAAGCUGCUUGUGCUAGAGCUCGUCUGUUCUCUCGCGUGGAACCUGCUCACAAGUCCAAGAUUGUUGAGUACUUGCAGAGUAUGAAUGAAAUUUCGGCUAUGACUGGUGAUGGUGUAAAUGAUGCACCUGCCUUGAAAAAAGCUGAAAUCGGCAUUGCUAUGGGAUCUGGAACAGCUGUCGCAAAAUCUGCCUCCGAGAUGGUACUGGCUGACGACAACUUCUCUUCCAUUGUCGCCGCUGUUGAGGAAGGUCGUGCCAUUUAUAAUAACAUGAAACAGUUCAUUCGUUAUCUGAUUUCUUCCAAUAUUGGUGAAGUCGUGAGUAUAUUCUUGACUGCCGCCCUUGGUCUUCCUGAAGCUCUGAUCCCUGUACAACUUCUGUGGGUCAACUUGGUUACUGACGGUCUUCCAGCUACUGCUCUCGGUUUCAAUCCGCCUGACUUGGACAUCAUGAGCAAGCCUCCUCGUAAAGCUGAUGAAUCUCUCAUCUCUGGCUGGUUGUUCUUCCGCUACCUGGCUAUCGGCGGAUAUGUAGGUGCUGCGACUGUUGGAUCAGCUGCGUGGUGGUUCCUGUACAGUCCGCAUGGACCACAGAUGAACUAUUACCAACUGACACAUCACUUGGCUUGCAUGGGUGGUGGCGAGGAAUUCAAGGGCCUUAACUGCAAGAUCUUCACAGAUCCUCAUCCAAUGACGAUGGCUCUGUCGGUUCUCGUAACUAUUGAAAUGUUGAAUGCUAUGAACAGUUUAUCUGAGAAUCAGUCUCUCAUCACUAUGCCGCCCUGGUCUAACAUGUGGCUUAUUGCCUCUAUGGCUCUUUCUUUCACACUUCACUUUGUCAUCCUUUACGUCGAAGUUCUUUCGUCUGUAUUCCAAGUUACCCCUCUAACGGGCGAGGAGUGGGUUACCGUUAUGAAGUUCUCCAUUCCAGUGGUACUUCUCGACGAAACCCUUAAAUUCAUUGCCAGAAAGUUCACAGAUGUGGCACCGCCUGUGACGCCGCCGAAAUAAAGCUCGGGAACCGCGAUAGGACGAAAAUCGACACCAGUCCGGACACAGAGAAAAAAAUCGUCAGAAUGGCACUUGUAGACAACACCCACCCAAGCAACAACAACCCGCAAGCUGACCGAUGGGAUCGAGCCGAAAACAAUAAAUCUUAUCAGACACUAUCGACACGUUAUAUACUGACACACGCAUAUGUACACACACACAUAUACAUCGGUCAACACACGGUAAAGCUAUACAGUCGUACAGAGAGAAAGAACAGGCGAAAUGAGAGAACUACAGAAACGAGGGGGCGUGUUUUUCUCUUUCGUUUAAAAGAAAAGAAAAAAAAAAAAAAAAAUACAGCGAUCCGUAUUUUUGGUGAAAUGAGUAUGGCGAGUUUCGAUGAGGUUUCAACGUAAACGAGAUCCGAGUGUCCUGAGGUUUGGGUGUUCUCUUGGUGCGUUGACGCGUUUAUCUUGGGUGAUUUCCUGUGUUUAUCCCUCGAGCCCGAUUUUCAAAGAAAAAGACGUUAAUUAAAUAUUUAGUGAAGGAAAAGACAACGUAUAUCGUCGAACGUGUCGAUAUUUCAAUCUAAUCACCUAAUGCAGAGUCCAUGAAUUGUAUAUCAAUAAAAUAUAUAUUUCAAUAUAUAUUCUAUCCGUGAAAGAAACUGUUUUCAGAUUUCUCGCUAUACUCGUUCCACCGAUUACGCUCAAUAUAGUGACCCGCGCCUUGAUAGAAGGGGUGUUCAGAGAUAAUAGAGGAAGGAAAAGGAAAAUUCACAUUCGAAGAGACAGGGAUGAGGAGGGUAUUGGUCAUUCGUGACGAUUCGAAAGAAGAUCGAGAAACUUUCAGGGGAAAAAUAAAAAGAGAAAAAAAUGAAAACCAGCGGAGCUUCAGAUCCAGGCUUGAAAAAUCCAGAAGAAGGAUUCGAGUUCUCGAGGGUGGUAUAGAUGCACAAACGACCGUCUAAUCGGAUCAGCUUCCCAAAGUUAAUCCGCUUGAGAGAUCGACAAGGAGAUUGAAAAUGUCUUUGCGACACUUUGUGUAUAGAAGGAAUCGAACUAAUCGUUGUGUGCCUAUGUUGUUAUGUUGCAGUAAGCGAAGUGGUUGUCGACAAGUGGGUCUAGGCUUGUCUCACCGUGUGCCACCGGCAACAAAAUUCCUCUGCCAAGCAUAAAUCAAAGAGCAAAUAGUACCCACACACACACACACACACAUACACGCAGACGUACAUAUACACACAUAUGAAAAGAAAGCAAUUAAUAUCGAUAACAAUAAUAUAACACUGUAACGGAAAACUAGGAGAGAAGAGAACGCGGAGAAGAAGCAAGCGGAGAGGUACCAACUUGCGCGAUUUUCAAGGAACCGAAUUCAGAAAGAAAUUCCAGAGAAACUCGCGCGAGCGUUGCGACAAUGUGAUAAUUACGAGUGAGAAUGAAAGACAAACGGGAGAAGAAAGAUAAAAAAAUUAAGAUGAUUUUUCGGUUGAAGAUUUAUUACCUACUGUAACGUUAGAGCGAUUGGUCUGCGUCGGUAAUACAGUGUGGAGUUAAAGUAGGUCGCUCUGUUAUAUUUUACACCUGAUUCCCGAUUCCCCCUGGCUGGCUGUCGCGUUACGCAUUGCCGCUUGCUUUUCCGUUUUAUCGUCCGCGAGAGGAUUUUUAUUCGUGUAUUUUCUUGCUCUUCGUUACAGAAAACGUACAUGUAACAUAUUUAUAUCGUGUUGCACUGUGUCAUUGGUGAACGAGACGCGGCGAAGAGGAUAAGUUUUUAGAAGACAAUCGAAACUGUGUUUUCAAAUUGGGAAUAAAUAAAUGGAAAGAAGGAAAACUCUGUUUUAGAUCUUUCGAUCGACAGCAUGUUUUAUAUAUAUAUAUAUAUAUAUAUAUAUAUAUGUAAUUUUUUUUUUUUAGAGUCGCGUAACGAUAGAGAGUAAUGCCGACUUCUAUUAUAUUAUAUUCUAUCUCUUCCCUUAAAGAAAUCUAUCUUUUUUUUUUAAUUUACAACUAAUCAUAAUUCUUUUUAUCGAGCAAGGAAUCCAUUCGCAAUUUAUUUCACAUUUCUAGCGCUUUCUUCUUACGAACAAAUCUUCUUUUCCCUUUCUUAUUCUUUUUCUCUUCUCGUAACUUCUCUUUUCUCUUCUAUCCAUCUUCCUUCUUCCUCGAUCUUCUUGAUUCACACCCUCUCUCGCAACAUCCAUACGUUUCUUUUCUUCAAUCGUGUCUUCUUGUCAUUAACAAUGUUAAUCGUUACCCUCAAAAACACUAUAUUUUCUACUGAAAAAAAAAAACAUACUUUCUACAGAGUGCCCCAGUUUUUUUUUUGGCCAUACAUUGCUGGUACAUUCCAUAGAUCAAUGUAAGAAAAAAAAUAUCGUUGAGGGAUUGUAACAGAAUGAACAAUCUAAUGAUAGUCAAAAAGUGUCAUAAUAUUUCCACAACUUCAACGUUGUCUUAUUGCCGAAAUUUUAAAUUUUCACAAACAUCAUUGACGAAAUGGAACCUAAAUAGAAGAUUCAUUACUAAAAUUAAUACUUUUCUUUGAAUAUUUUAUAUAUUUUUGCACAAUCUGUGCAUUGUAUGUAUUUCCUCAGCUUCAGAUUUUCCAUAAAUGCAUAAAAAUUCGCAGUCUACUCACGAGAAACUAAUUACAAAAAUUAAUUAUUAAUUUGUUGAAUUAAAACGAAGGUCAGAAUAAACUUUGAAAAAUAAUGAGCUCAAUUUUUUAUUACUGUUAGCCUUGCGUUGUCAAGAAUAGCUAAUAUUUCGAAAUGAAGUUGAAAUAUUAUUAUACUUUCUGAGACAGGUUACUAAUAGAAAUGAGUAUCAUGGUAAAGUACGUUCGUUAUUGUUCAUUUCAUUGAUAACGAAAUCGUAUUCGUAUAUGAUAUAACAAUCGUAUAUAAUAAUUAAGUGUUAUUAAAACAAAUUUCGAGCGUGCAGCUUGGAAAAUUCGAGCUACGGCUUGAAUCUUAAAGUUUCAAAUAUUGAGCUGUAAAAGCUGAAGUCCUCAAAGCUCGAACUCUUAAACUUGAAAACUUACGUUAUCUAAAUUGAAUACAAUAAAUAGUGUUAUUGAUUAUUACAUAUGCUAAUGAUAAUAACUAUUAUUCAUAAAACGAACGUUAAGACCUAAGUCUUAAAGUUUCAGAAACUUGAGCUUCGUGUAAUAUUAAUUUUAAAAACUCGAAUCGCACAACCGGGUGUUUUGAAUUCAUCGGAAUUGUAGAUACUAAAUAUUAUCCAGUGAAAAUUAAUGAAAAUAAAACUAUUCUAUGAAUUUAUGAUUUUUUGUUGAUUUACAAUUAGUAUAGAAAACAGUGUUGUCGAAGUCUUGAAACUUCAAAGACUUGAGCUUUGUACGUCUGGGACUGCUAUUUUUAAUGACACAUGUUUAUACGACACGAUUAUUUUGGCAUAUAGAAUAUAUUGGCAACGUUUGGCCGGGGAAAAAAAUUGUGAUACUCUGUAUGUCAUCUGGAAAGAUUUUUCCCAAUACGUUCAAGGUUCCUAUUAAAAACCACUCCAAAUAACUACGAAACGCUUGAGUGGACGUCGAACGUCUAUGAGAACGCUUGGAAACGUGCGUUCUAUACGUUUUCCGCGAAAACGAUCGUCACAUCUCAGUCAUCGAGGAUGUCGUUGCCAAGAUGACCGAAUUUUGGGUCUUUCCACUCCAAUUGCAUCACGCCUCGAACAAGGAAAACAGCCAUCGAGAUGAAGAAAGCGGCAAAUGGUCGGCCUUUCAGAAGGCAGAAAAGAAUUUCAUCGUUAAAUGUUCGAUCAAAAUUCAUUGAAAUCAAAUGUCUAUGGAAGCGAAGAGAAUGCUCGGCUAUGCAGGGUGAAAUUUACAAUGACAUUGGAGGACAAUAAGGACGUACACGCAGCGAGCAACAAUGGAAGAGCAGUGAAAAUCAAAAAGAAGUGUUUACCUCCCUUUUUGCCGUUGUAUCGUGUGCUAUAUGUUUCUAGGACAAAUAAAAGUAUUUAAAAAUGGUUAUCGGUGACGUAACUUUCAACGGAGGGUUCCAGCGAAACGAUCAUCGUCUCCAUUGAGACGAUGGUGGUUAUGUUUCAUUUACUCGUUGGAAUAAUCGCGGAGGUCUCCUGACGCUUGAUGAAACUUACGCCACCAAGGGAAAGAAUUAAGAAAGAAAUGUCGAUGAUAAUAAACAUACACAAAAACACACACACACACACACAAAAGAAGAAAAAGUCGCGAUAUUUAAUUACUGUACAUAAAAAAAAGAGUAAUGAAGAGAUACGUUGUCACACGCGAUGUUUAAAGAGAAAUUGUUUAUUAUUAUUAUUAUUAUUACUAUUAUUAUUAUAUAUUAAGAUUAAGAGACAUUAAAUAAAUAUAUAUAUAUAUUUUUUUUUUCUUCGUAAAGAAAGCGCACAGAUAGCCGCAGGCCAGAAACGCCUCUCGAGCGAGAAUGAUUUAGAAUCGACAGAAAUAGAGAAAAUCCGGAUCCCCUGUGCUUUUUCUUUCUCACCUUCGUUUUCUGAUCUUUUUUCUUUUCUCGAUUUCAUUUGUUUUAAUGUUAAGAUGGAAUUAACUGCCUGUGAAUAUUUCUGAUUGUUAGGAGAGAAAAAAAGAAAAAAAGAAAUGAAUCUUUCUUUUA
Frieseomelitta varia is the source of this 7421-nucleotide messenger RNA. RefSeq names its product calcium-transporting ATPase sarcoplasmic/endoplasmic reticulum type (gene SERCA). NCBI's taxonomy places the organism in Eukaryota, Metazoa, Arthropoda, Insecta, Hymenoptera, Apidae. The coding region runs from base 17 to 2818 and encodes 933 amino acids. The transcript is spliced from 10 exons. Gene Ontology annotation, molecular function: ATP hydrolysis activity; ATP binding; P-type calcium transporter activity. Gene Ontology annotation, biological process: intracellular calcium ion homeostasis; calcium ion transmembrane transport. The record is from RefSeq and is a predicted model, not a curated record. Gene Ontology annotation, cellular component: membrane.